This is a messenger RNA of Haplochromis burtoni (Burton's mouthbrooder), 3392 nucleotides long. It is a transcript of the gene tdp1, whose product is annotated as tyrosyl-DNA phosphodiesterase 1. Gene Ontology annotation, cellular component: nucleus. The coding region runs from base 167 to 2017 and encodes 616 amino acids. NCBI's taxonomy places the organism in Eukaryota, Metazoa, Chordata, Actinopteri, Cichliformes, Cichlidae. The transcript is spliced from 16 exons. The record is from RefSeq and is a predicted model, not a curated record. Gene Ontology annotation, molecular function: 3'-tyrosyl-DNA phosphodiesterase activity; double-stranded DNA binding; single-stranded DNA binding. Gene Ontology annotation, biological process: single strand break repair; double-strand break repair.
AAUGACAGAGCGCAAGUUCCCACACGGACUCGCACUGCUUGUGAUUCUCCUGCACCGUGGUUUCUCUUUAUGGAUGUUUUGUGUAAAGUUUGGUAGCGGUGGAUUGAUAAGAGUCUGUUCUUCCAGCAGAAACAACCCGCGCCACUGCGCAUUGAUCUGAUCCGGCAUGUCUCAGGACAGUCAGCACGGCAAGUGGACCAUCUCCAGCAGUGAUGAUGAUGACGAUGAGGCUCUUCCUCCUUCAGGGACUGCAACAUCUGGUUCCCGUCAACCCACUGAGUCCAGUCACAGUUCCUACCGAUCUGCUACUCCAUCACCACCCGUGGAGGUGAAACCAGAGCCAGCCAAACCACCGGUGUCCUCUCUCGCUGUUGGCUCAGAAGCCAGGCAGUCAGCCGCUAAGAACCAGUUAAACCCAGUGAAGUAUGAAACCAGCCCUUCACUGGCUGGAAAACGCAAGAAAGUGGCGUCAGAUAGCACGGGCUGGGCUCUCUCUGAUAGUGAUGAAGAUGAUGGAGAGGUGAAGGGAAAGAGUUUGAGUGACUUGCCAAAGAAGGCGCCUCCAAACCCCAAAACAAAGAAGCCAAAGGUGGAGAGCGAGCGUCCUCCAAGUCCUCACGGCCGACUUUACUACAUCGAUGAGCCCGAUGACUUCUUUGAAUCCCGUCUUCCUCCACUAAAUGACACCUACAGGUUUUACCUCAACAAAGUCACAGGACUGGAAAAGAAGUACAACAAUGGCGCUCUGCAUAUCCGGGACAUUCUUUCCCCAUUAUUUGGCACCUUGAAAGAAUCGGUUCAGUUUAACUAUUGCUUUGAUAUUGCCUGGAUGGUGAAGCAGUACCCAUCAGAGUUUAGGGAUCGCCCAGUUCUGAUCGUACAUGGUGAUAAGAGGGAGGCCAAAGCUCGACUCAUCCAGCAGGCUCAGCCCUUUCCACAUGUGCGCUUCUGCCAGGCCAAGCUGGACAUUGCUUUUGGAACUCACCAUACGAAAAUGAUGUUGCUGUGGUAUGAGGAAGGCUUCAGAGUCAUCAUUUUGACUUCUAAUCUCAUCAGAGCUGACUGGUACCAGAAAACACAAGGGAUGUGGAUGAGCCCUCUGUUCCCUCGGUUACCAAAGGAAAGCAGUGCAAGCGCUGGUGAGUCGCCCACCUUCUUUAAGAGGGACCUGCUGGAGUAUCUGGCAUCGUAUCGCGCUCCAGAACUUGAAGAGUGGAUCCAGAGAAUCAAAGAGCAUGACCUGUCAGAGACCAGGGUAUAUUUAGUUGGCUCAACCCCAGGAAGAUAUGUAGGUUCAGAUAUGGAGCGCUGGGGCCACCUGAGGCUGAGGAAGCUGUUGUACGAGCAUACAAAUCCUAUUCCUGGCGAGGAAAGGUGGCCAGUGAUUGGCCAGUUUUCCAGCAUCGGCUCUAUGGGAUUGGAUAAAUCUAAGUGGUUGGCGGGGGAAUUUCAGCGCACCCUGACCACACUAGGAAAAUCCUCUCUUCGCCCAGACCCUCCUAUGCACUUGCUUUAUCCAUCAGUAGAAAAUGUGAGGACAAGUUUAGAGGGAUAUCCAGCUGGAGGCUCUCUUCCCUACAGUAUCCAGACAGCUCAGAAACAACUUUGGCUCCAUUCUUACUUUCACCGCUGGAAGGCAGAAGCAACGGGGAGGAGUCACGCCAUGCCACAUAUCAAGACAUACAUGAGGGCAUCUCAAGAUUACUCUCAGCUUGCCUGGUUCCUUGUCACAAGUGCGAAUCUCUCCAAGGCAGCAUGGGGUGCGCUAGAGAAGAACAACACUCAGAUGAUGGUGCGUUCGUAUGAGCUGGGAGUCCUCUAUCUGCCGUCCGCCUUUGGCAUGAAGACAUUCUCUGUUGACAAAAAUCCAUUUCCGGUCUCUGCGUCCUUCUCGGGUUUCCCAGUGCCGUUCGAUCUCCCCCCUACAUCCUACACUACUAAAGAUCAGCCUUGGAUCUGGAACAUUCCUUACAGCCAGGCUCCCGACACACACGGCAACAUCUGGGUUCCCUCCUGAUCACACGCACACACGUCUCAUUUGAAAGUCUGCUGUCUGUACCUGUUAGUUACUGUGUUUAGUUGUUAGUGGUCAUUAACAUUUUUCUAAAUACUUUUAUACUGUACCAUAUACUCAUAUGAUUUCUACCAAUAAAUAAAAUAUUGUUAGAUUUGUGUAUUUGCAAUGUCAGUUGUUGUUUUUCAGCAUUAGAAUAAGAUUUAAACAUAAGAGGUUGCACUCAAAUAGCUUGAGUUAUAAAUCUUCAUAUGUAAUUCCAAUUUAGAAUCCCAGGAGAGGUCUGAUGUGGUCUUAUUUUGGCAUAAUGGGGGAGGUUCUGUGUAAAUUUACUUAAUUUAAAGUGACAGCUCUGUAUGAAACAUCCCUUUUAAGUGAAACCUGUUGCACAGAUUCAUAAAUGUUCAAGAUAUAAGCUUGUUUGCUUCUUAAUAUCAUAAAGGAUAAAGCUUGUAUAGGAUUUGGGGAGAACAUUAAUGGCUCAUUUUUUUGUUUUUAAUCGCCGAUCUGCACGCAUUCCUAUUUUUGGUGGUCGGGAUUUACAGCACUUUGUGUUUUUUUUUUUUUACUAUCAGGUUAAUGAUUAUAUCCGUAUAUGUACCCCUUGGGGUAAAUUAAUUACUGAUUAAGCAGUUUGAAAGAGCCACAACCACGUUUUCUCUCUUUAACUUGGGUAAGUUCAUCUCAGCAAGAUGGCUUUUUUUUUUACGUGUUUUAAUGUUAGCUCACUACAUAUUUACACUGGUUAGAAUUAAACAUAUUUACCAGAAACCUCAAAUUAGCACCUAUACAAAUACAGUAUGUUUUUUCCCUAGAUCUUUAAAAACCCAGGGUGUAUUAAAAAGCAACUAUUCAUUGCUGCCUGAAUACCCUUUUUUUCUUAAUCUAGCUUCAACAGCUCUUUCCAACAUCGUCUCAUCAUCUUCAUCCCACAGUAAAUACUACAGCUUUGCACAUCUUCUCCAGCAUCGGACGCUUCCUCUCCAUUCCUGGGGAAGAAGUGUCUUGGGGAGUAAGGCAUCUCCUCACUCUCCAAGAUUGCGUUAAGUGAUCUGGUCAAAGAUGUCUGCUCUCUCUUCAAGACAUCUCAAUACCUCCACAGGUAUGUCACCUGGACCAAGUGCCUUUCUACUCUUCAUCCUCUUCAUAUCUGCCCUUCUUUCUAAUUCUCUAUAAUUCCCGAUCCUUUGUCCAGGCUUCUCUUUCUCUCUCGAUUUCUUCAUUCAUAAGCUCCUCAGAGUACUCCUUCCAUCUUCUCAAGACACGCUCUCCAUUUGUUAGUACAUUUCCAUCUCUUUCUGCUUAGUCUGUAGAUCCAUGUUCUUUAUAUUUGUAAUAAGUUUCCUAAACGAGUUAAUGCGUACGCUACACCUGUAAA